AUGGAUUUGCAAAAUACAUUUCUCCAUGGUGAACUUCUUGAGGAAGUGUAUAUGUUUCCCCCUCCUGGUUAUCGUCGACAAGGGGAGAAUUUGGUUCGUGAUGAUUUCAUUACUGUGGUAUUGCUUUAUGUGGAUGACAUGAUCAUAACAGGAAAUGAUGAGAAGGCAAUUGGUGACCUCAAGAAGUUCCUUAAUAGUUGUUUUAAGAUCAAAGAUCUUGGACCACUCAAAUAUUUCCUUGGCCUAGAAGUUGCACGUUCCAAAGCUGGAAUUACAAUUUGUCAACGAAAGUAUACGUUGGUUAUAUUGGAGGAAGCCGGCUUACUUGGAGUAAAACCUGCAAAAGUACCUAUGGAGCCUGAUUUGGUGUUAACUACAAAAGGGAGUGAUGCUCUUAAGGACCCUUCACGGUACCGUCGAUUGAUUAGGAAAUUGAUCUAUCUCACAAUCACCUGGCCAGCCAUUGCAUAUGUUGUGAAUACACUCAGCCAAUUCAUGUAG
Molecule: messenger RNA, 501 nt
Organism: Rosa chinensis
Lineage: Eukaryota; Viridiplantae; Streptophyta; Magnoliopsida; Rosales; Rosaceae
Exons: 2
Coding region: 1-501 (166 amino acids)
Source: RefSeq, a predicted model, not a curated record